AUUGCAGCUGUGUUCAUGACAUUUGAGUUUUUGACAAGACAGCACGAGAGAGAAAAAGGAAUUCUAGCCACAGCGUGCUUCUCCGAUUUUAGGCACGCUGACACUUUCUGAUCCUUACAUCAUGACGAGAUAGAAGAGAAAAGACAUCUCAUAUCUAGACCUACGUUGAUGCGGGUUAAUGAGAAAGAACCCUUUAUCAAAGGUUGCACUAUUUAUAAAUUUUACAUCCUCCUUCAUUGUGUAACUUGAUGUUUUUUGUCUACUUUCUUUUUGGGCCGUGACUUGAUUCUUGUGCUGCUUUGAUCUUUUUCCAUAGAUGCUUUCUUGUGUACUAUGGUACUAGGGUUGUUUUCGGUUUUGCUCCGUUUUUCUUCGCUCUGGUAAGCAGGUUACCUAUCUACCGAGGAGACUGAUGAACGACAACACCGUUAUCAAACUACGCCUUUCUAUUCUGGAGAGAGCGUCGUUGAUGCGCAAGAACAAGGAAGCGAUCUCAUACACAACUAAGUGCUAUCUUGAAAACUCGCAAUCUACAAGCCUUGUCGAAAAACCAGAAAAAAAUGUUUCGUGAAGGAACAGCGUCGCCAGAGGGGCGUUCAGGUAUUCCUUCUUCGACUGCCGUUUUCGUCUGACAUUCCCGUUGUUCUUGCAGCUAUCGCAAUUGUUGCUUUGUGGAAAUACUAGGAUGACAGAAAAAAGAAAGUUUGAAUUUAGAAUUAAGUAGGCUGAUAACUCAUCUCUGCGUCCGCUCGCCUUAUUAUUUCAUCUGCUUACCCCUUUCACAGGUGGAGGUGGUCGUGCCCUUUUUCCAGAGAAGUAUAAGAAUUCACUUUCUGGCACCGGCGUCAUAAAUUGUUUUGUUGACCGGCCGUGCGGCAGGGCCGCUGCUCCAGCCCAGAUCAAAGGUUUCGGAAGCAAAUCACCAGGCGUACAGGCAAAGGAUGCGAAACGGUACAGCUACAUGCGUAUCAACAUUAGAUAUUACAGGGUAUGCGUAUACUUAAUCAUACGUAUAUGCGUACUCUGUGGCUAGAGGACAACUUCUCUCUGCGUUCACUAUAAUUGUCGAGUAUACUACUUUCUUCGGACUUCCUCUCGUCCAAUGUUGAGACAUUUUCGAACCACUGUUAGUUGAGAUUUUUUUGAAUUUUAUCAGGUUCGAAGCGGGACUUUCAACCGUGGGAAGAAAAUCCUUCCACACCCGAAGUAACCGGAACAUCGCCGAAAAAGCACCAUAUCGAUGGGCUGAACAACAAGAGGUUCUUUUUACUGGAGAAAUGAAUAUGUGCAGCACUUGUAGGAGAGCAUUUCAGCCCAUCAUGAUCCGAUAUCGAGAUAUGUACAGACCAUGAAAUGUUAUGUCGGAAUACAUCAAUUGUCAAAGUUAGAGCAAGUCUAGGAUGCAGCCUGGUUUACGAUUUGCCCUUCCCAUCUUCAGGCCUUAUCGGUACGACGAGAGCGCCCUCUGUCGUCGCGAUUGCACGUGCAGGAGCCAAAGCAUCAAUUCAAUCGGCUCGCAGAGGACCAUGCAAGGUAUUUUCCCUCUAAUCUAAAUGCGAAAAAUACGCUGCACAUCAACGAUUUCGAGUAAAUAUAUCAGUGUAGAUGAAGACAAAGAAAGAGUAAGUUCUUUUUUAUCUCAACGAAAUUCUGCUCAGUACUUCAAUCAAUUUAUCAUUUAGUUUCUCAUUAUCUGGUUCUCUCUCAGGUUUCAUCGUCCGGCUUCUCCGCGGCCUCUAGAACCUUCGAAUCUGACGCCAGCACCGCAAACAUUAGACGUCAAUAUGAGAUACUCCUCGAAGCGGGGUGCUGUGCAACCAACUGGAUCAGAUGUGACGCAAUGGGCAAAUGCAGAGCCGCCACGUGUAGGACAGAGGAAAACGAGCUAUGUAGUGGCAAGAGAUGGUACGUAAGUGUAUUUCAUAUUCAGGUCGGUAGAAAAUAUUUUUUCAAGUACCUACCUACAUCGAUGUUCAGAAUAUGAAGAAAGGUCAGUUGCACUUUAGGAACGAUGGUUCUAAUAUUCAUGCCGUUCUCAACAACAGGAACAAGCUCGUUUUGUUCUUAAUCUUAGUUUAUUCGAAGACUUGAAAUAAGCAAGUUACUGACUGAAGUAAGAGAGUCUUGACUACACUCGUCUUCUUUUCAGUAGUUAUAUGAAACGAAAAAGAGUACUCAUCCUCAAGAAAGUAAGUGGUUUGUUUAGGAAAUGAGCGUUGUUUUCUCGUCAGAUUCCCUCCAGGAACCUCGCGUUCCUCAAUCUGCGCGUGGUGUAGCGUCCAAAAUCACUCAUUUGGAGCCACCGGUGAGCCCAAUUCAGACUAAUGCGAAUGCCGACUGGAUAAUUCGAGACCCGAUUACUGGUAGUCACACCCGACAUGCACGCAGCAGUUCCAGUAAGCAUCGCAGUGCUUCUGCACAGCCUUCUUCGAUGCCAGGUCCUUCACCUGUUGGGACCCUGGAAGGAAAAGCAGAGGCUGACACUCGUUAAGGAAGUAGCUAUAACGCAAAGUAAAUGAAUUAAAAUUUAAAUGUAAAUGAUUCAUUACUUGAAGAGUGGAGACUACUAUGCUUCUGUACCGAAUGUUGAGGAUUCAAGUGAAAAACUAGAAGCGAGAAAUUGGUCUACCCACUCCACAGGGAGGUUGAACGAAGGUUAUUACAGGCAGCUCUAAACUCGGAAUGAAAUUUUCCAUACUAGCUCCUCUAGCGGGCGAGGGAAAGUAGGCACUUCAAGCUGGCAGCAGGGAGGCCAGAAUGUGGCGCGGGCGGUCGGUCGUGUAGAUGACGACGGGGUGGUGCUCAGUGUACGGCGAUCACGAAGUGCAAGCAGAGUCGGUCUUGGUGGCGCAGUUCCUUCAUCGUCGAUGAACUGCGUUGCAUCUUCCACUGCGGUACCUCGUACAACACAGGGUGGACCAAGGACAGGAGUGGCUGUCGAUGCACGGCAGGACGAAGUGGGAGCGCACCUUCACGAACAGCUAUCAAAGGAGUCGUCAGUGAGUGUAGCAACGCAGCCGCCAGCUGCUGGCGCAGUUCAUCAGGGUCCAUUUGCUAGUAAACGGAGCGUCGCACCAGCCGGGUCCAAAACGAGCAUCGGAGCAGCGUCCACUAGGGUCAGUUCAGCGGUUGACUUCGACGACCAUCUGAGUUCCGUGGGUGGCCGAGCUGCAACCACGCGCUCGAAGCGGGCUGGCGAAGAGGCGUCUUCGUUUUCGUCAACUAAUACGACACCACGAGGAGGAGCGGCCGGUGCGCGAAACGAGGUGACACCGCCGCUUAGGCGGCCGCAGCAGCCAUCUACAGUGGUGCCUCGUCUUGCUCACGAGGGACACCUUGUUGUUCAGACGGGUGCAACAGCAGUGAUGCCGUCAACCGGAGCGACGUCGACAAGAACCAGUGCUGGCGUAGAUGGGCGAUCCGCACUUCUGAAUCUGGCAGCCGUGCCACGAUUUCAGACGCCUGCACCUAGAAUAGGACUGCCGAUGCAGAUCCCAACGAGCAACGUCAGCACUGUAGUGGCUGCAGCCACGUCGUCCUCCAACAUCAGUGGAACAUCCGGUCAUGACCAGCAGCAGCUCUUCGCGACACCGAUGAGUCGGCCGCUCCCUUUUGGGAAACCUGUAGGGGUACUCAUGGGAAGCAAGAUAUUGGACCAAAGCAGAAGUGCAGCACAAGCACUUGCUACGAGCUCCAUCUCAGAGGACCGCAAUGCGGUAAGCACAUUAGACGCGGGCCAGUCGAUGUUGAACACCUCAACGGCGACGGUGGUAGGUCAGGCGAAUGUGCCUCAGCCUCUAGGCUCCUUAGGAGUGAUGCGCCAGUCACUUGGUGGUGUGGGUCCUCGGAGUGGCGUCAAUUACGUGAUAUCGUAUCCGACUCCGAGCAAUGGAAACAAUUACACAACUGGGUCCUCAACGAGUGCCCAGCAUCAUAUGGUCGUGACGCCCAGUGCAAGUGGACGUCGGGAUAUCACCCCUGUUGUACUCGACAAAACGAAACAACACCAGUGGGGUACGAAAAAUACGCCGACUGGGUCGACGACGACUGCGAGCGGCCGACGCGAACGUGUGAACUUCCAGUCGGCACGAAGUCCGCGCGGACACCUGCAGACGUCGCCAGGAGCAGGGUUGAACACGUCGCCGCGUGGGCAGUACUCGACGCCACUCAGAACAGGUGCGAUCACAAGGACGACGGUGUCUCAAGAACCGAGUCAGACCAGCCUCGGGCCUGCGUCGGCAAGAAAACACCGUGCUGACAGUCGGGAUUUUUCUACUGUGGCCUCGACAAACAGCACGACUCCAGGAAGUAAAACAAUGGUGGAGCAUAAUGGCAGAGCGCGGGUUUCAUCGGCCGCACCCCCAACAAACAAUGGAGGUGUCAGGAAGCUCUACUACAGCAGUGGAACCACCGCGAAUGGUGGCGCUGUCAACGCCGCAGGUCCUCGUACAUCAAGUACAGCUAAUCCGGCGCCACGAAGCGCCAGAACUAGUCGCGGUGUUGCUGGGAGUCAGGUACUGGGAGCAACACCAGGUAGUCGGUUCGCGAGGGCAGGAGACGUUCCAAGUUCUGCUCGCGGAGGACCUUCAGAGCGAUUGGAAAAUCUGAGUCGACCGAGACAAAGAGCAACGAGAGCUCGUACCAGCACGACCGGAGCAAACAAUUAUCCAAGAUUUGCGCCGCCAAGCAGACCUGUACGAGAAGUCAGAUAA
Molecule: messenger RNA, 4712 nt
Organism: Amoebophrya sp. A25
Lineage: Eukaryota; Dinophyceae; Syndiniales; Amoebophryaceae
Source: the annotation of a GenBank genome assembly